Chinchilla lanigera (long-tailed chinchilla) is the source of this 1797-nucleotide messenger RNA. RefSeq names its product coiled-coil domain containing 61 (gene Ccdc61). The record is from RefSeq and is a predicted model, not a curated record. Gene Ontology annotation, cellular component: centrosome. Lineage: Eukaryota; Metazoa; Chordata; Mammalia; Rodentia; Chinchillidae.
ACUGAGCCUCAGAGCCCUGACCUCACUUGGUCAAAAUAAGAAAUUUCACUUCAUGGUGUCUCCUAACCCGGACGGCAGCAAGAAAAUUCCCCUUCAGAUCUUUCAUCUGUUCCAUGAAGAACGGACACAAGUGUGCUGCGAGGCCCCAGGGGAUGGAAUGCAGUAACCCCCCAAGCUACCUACAGCAGGUAGCACUAAGGCAGGCUUACAACUGGUCCUCAACUCCCUCAACAGUACUUGUGACCACCUACUGAGUGCCAGACAGUGUCCCAAAUACUCAGAUUCAACAAGGGAGCACACAGCUGGGCUCUUGUGGAUGGAGUACAGUACUGACUACCCAGCACGUUAGGAGAUGCUGGCCUUCCCACGGCAAAGCCACUGCCCGGGAAUAUGGAGUGCGUCUUGUCCAGCCACACAGACAGAGGGAAAGUGGACUCGAAGAGAACAGGCCCCUUGUCCGAGCCUGAAGUCAUUGGAGUGACCCUGGCCAUGGACCAGCCAGCUGGCCUGCAGGUGGACUACAUCUUCCGGGGUGUGGAGCAUGCCGUGCGCGUGGUGGUUUCCGGGCAGGUGCUGGAGCUGGAAGUGGAGGACCGGAUGACAGCUGACCAGUGGCGGGGCGAAUUUGAUGCCAGCUUCAUUGAAGAUCUGACCCACAAGACAGGGAACUUCAAACAGUUCAGCAUUUUCUGCAACAUGCUGGAGUCGGCCCUCACCCAGAGCAGCGAGUCAGUCACCCUGGACCUGCUGACCUACACGGACCUGGAGUCCCUGCGGAACCGCAAGCUGGGCAGCCGCCCGGGCACCUUGGCCCCCAGGUCAGCCCAGCUCAACUCCAAGCGCUACCUGAUCCUCAUCUAUUCUGUGGAGUUUGACAGGAUUCACUACCCGCUGCCCCUCCCGUACCAGGGCAAGCCAGACCCUGUGGUCCUGCAGGGCAUCAUCCGAUCGCUGAAGGAGGAGCUGAGUCGCCUCCGCGGGCUGGAUGUCCGCGACACGAGGGACACACGGGACACUGAGAUCUGGCACCUGCGGGAGCAGCCGUCGCCCACAGGUGGGCGCGCGCCGCGCUUCGACCCCACGGCCUUCGUGAAAGCCAAGGAGAAGAAGCAGAGGGAGAUCAGGAUGAAGCAGCGGCAGCAGCAGCGGAACCGACUGGGCAGUGGAGGAAGCGGGGACGGUCCGACCAUCUCGUGGUCUCGCCAGGCCCGGCCCCCUGCUGCCGUGACCGGCAGAGGGGACGCAGCCAACCGCUCGCGCCACCGCAGCUCCUCGGUGGACAGUUUCCGCAGCCGCUGCUCCUCGGCCAGCUCCUGCAGCGAGUACGAGGAUUUCUCCGAGUCGCUCCCCAGAGGCCUUCGCUGUCACCGCCACGGGAAGCCCCCCAGCCCCACUCCUUGGAGUGGGUCAAAUACAAAGUCCACCCCUCGGGAAUGCAGUAGUCAGAGACGCCUGGCCAGUUCAGGGGGCUGGGUCCCCAUCAAAGAGUACAGCUCGGACCACCAGGCAGUUGACAUGGCUGAAAUAGACGCCCGCCUGAAGGCCUUGCAGGAAUACAUGAACCGACUGGACACGCGGUCAUGACCAUAGAGAGCUGCACUGCCUCUCCACCCCUGCCCACCAGUGGGUAUGGCAUAGGUGCAGGGCCAGGGCCAGGGAGGCCUUCCAGCCUCACCCAAACCCUGCUCCCCUAGGGGUCCCAGGUGUGUGAGGCCCUGACCCUGCCCUCUCCCCAGGCAGUGCACACUGGGAGGGAGGGUAUGUACAUUUUGUAAAUAAAUGUGUUCAUCCUUGGGA